This is a messenger RNA of Dryobates pubescens (Downy woodpecker), 479 nucleotides long. RefSeq names its product endonuclease, poly(U) specific (gene ENDOU). The transcript is spliced from 4 exons. The annotation marks the transcript as partial. The record is from RefSeq and is a predicted model, not a curated record. Lineage: Eukaryota; Metazoa; Chordata; Aves; Piciformes; Picidae. Gene Ontology annotation, molecular function: RNA endonuclease activity.
ACCGCUACAGCUCGGAGCAGGACUUCGUUGCCGACCUGAGGCAGAUGUGGUUCGGUCUCUACUCCAGAGGGGAUGGCGAGCCGGACUCCAGCGGCUUCGAGCACAUCUUCUCAGGGGAGGUGAAGAAAGGGAAGGUCUCAGGGUUCCACAACUGGAUCCGGUUCUACCUCCUGGAGAAGCAAGGAGCCCUCAACUACCUCAGCCACAACUUCGAUGGGCCAUGGGACUCCUACCCAGACGUGCUGGGGCUGCAGUUCAGCUGGGAAGGCUUCCACAAGGAGCUUGGCUCAGCCUUCAUCGGCUGCAGCCCCGAGUUCGAGUUCGGCCUCUACAGCCUCUGCUUCAUCGCGCGGCCCGGCCGGGCCUGCCACCUGAGCCUCGGCGGCCACAGGCUCAGCAUCCAGACCUACAGCUGGACCAAGUCCACCUACGGCCCCGGCAAGAGGUUCAUCGCCACCGCCUACAUCAUCACCCCCUGA